AUGUCAGCCCUGCGAACCGCCCCCCGCCCCUCCCUCACAGGCGUGCCGCGCCGCGCCGCGCCGCGCUGCUUGGGGUCCGCCUGGAGCCCGGCCACUGAGGCCGGGGAGAAAAAUGUAAAUGGCUUGGGAGUGUCACAGGUGUGCUGUCACACACGUGUUCCUGCACCUGACAAACUGAUGAGCAGCAAUAAAAUUAGUAGUUCUACGAACACGAUAAGAUACAGUUAAAGGAAGUACGGGCUAGCAAACGGAAUACUGAAUUUUGUUGAACGAAUCAGGAGAACCUUGAUAUUUUUUAAAGAGUAAUAAACGGCCCGACCCAAUCAGGUUUAAAUCGCACCUCGCCAACCACCUUUCCCUCCUGAGCUCCCCCUCCCCCGUUUCAGUCAGACCCAGGAGGUGGGUUCCUCCUGGGACCGGGUGCGGCUGCCGGGCGCCCUGCGCAUCCCCCGGCAGCGCCCUCAUAACCGCGCCUGCCGCCGCGGCUUCUAGGCGGGAGCCGUGCACGUCCUCCCAUCGAGGAAUUGUCUACAAUCUCAGACUGAAAAAGACUUCCCUCUAGGAUGAUGACAGAUUUUACAGGAGAGCAUAUGUGGUUACAACUACAGCAUGAACUAAGCCUGAGGAAACUAAUGGAGGGUUCAGAGUAUCAAGAGGAACUGAAGUAUGACUUCAAUAUAAAAGGGGAACUGAGGCAUGUAGAUACAAAUGAGUCCUUUGUUUUCAAUUAUUAUAAAAAUGCACAUGAGCAGAAUCAUAAACGCUAUCAAGUUUUGGGACAUUUGAUUACGCAGUAUGUUUAUGAGCUCCUGGAAAGAGUUUGCAUGCUUCAGAAGGUUUAUAUUCCUACUGAUGCUACAGAGAAUGAACCAAGAAGCUUCUUUUUCAUGAGCAAGAAUGCACUAACAAGUUCCUGUAGCCUAAUUGUCCUUCUUCAAGACCGUGGAGUUUUCCGUGCUGGACAGUGGGGGCAAAAGACAACUGUCAGCGAGGGCCUGGGGCGUGGAACACAAAUACCUUUCAUCAAAAUGGCCCUUGAAAGUCACAGCGAAGUGAUUGUACUGAAUCCCAAUGACAACUUUGUUGAUCUGAAUACUGAAAAUGAGAGGUUAAGCUUUUCUGCCAGGGAAGAAGCACCAACUUCUCUGCAGUCCGUCUGGUGGCUCCCCAAGAGGUGCAGCAGCAGCCCUGAGGAGCAUACCAUGUAUAUAUGGGAUCAUUUCAUUUCAAAGAGUGCAACGAAGCAUGUGGCCUUCAUUGCCCAUGGCUAUGGUGGCUUGGUGUUUGUUGAUCUGCUAGUGCAGAGAAAAUUGGAGGUAAUGAACAAAGUGUACUCGGUGGCAUUCAUCGACUCUGUGCACAACAUGCGGCACCAGACUAGAAGCGACCCACAAAUACAAGAAUGGAUACAGAAAUACUGCCGUGAGUGGGUGUCAGACAGUAAGCCUCUAGACAAAGCUGUGGCUUCUCUCCUGAAAGUGAAUUGUCCUACUGUCUCUGCUGGUACUGAAAAGUAUGGUUUAGCACCCUCCUGCUGCUUACACGCCAUCUUUAAGUACCUGAAGAGCAUGCUGAAAGCCAAGAUGACAACAGCCUCUAGGCAUUCACCAGUUGCAACCAGAAGCAGCACUAGAAAGAAGAGAGGCAAUGUAUAAAAGUAUACUGAUUUGUUCUGGAUAGCAGUUUCUUCCUUUUGUAACUGCCCCUGCACCUUUCAGUCCUCUAAGGUUCUUCAUCUCACUGUGGAGCAACUUACAGUUCUAAGUUUCAAGCUAGCCUGUUUGUUUUUGAGAAACACAUAAAUAUAAGUUAACUAUUAGGAAAGAAGUGCAUUGUUGAAAGCUUUAAGCCACAACUCUUCAGAUGUCUUGUGAAAUUUAAAGCUGCACAAAAUAAAGAUGUUAAGGUAUAUCUGC
Molecule: messenger RNA, 1916 nt
Organism: Columba livia (rock pigeon)
Lineage: Eukaryota; Metazoa; Chordata; Aves; Columbiformes; Columbidae
Product: putative protein ARB2BP
Exons: 3
Coding region: 564-1655 (363 amino acids)
Biological process (GO): regulatory ncRNA-mediated heterochromatin formation
Cellular component (GO): nucleus
Molecular function (GO): siRNA binding
Source: RefSeq, a predicted model, not a curated record